CUUUCACUUCGCCGCCGUUCCACCGCUUGCUCUGUUGGUUGCCAUUUUGGUCUUUCUCAUCAAUCAUUGCCCCUUCGCACUAUCACAUGUCUGCUCUUUGCCCAGUGUUUCCCCUUUCAGAGAUUGCCGAUGGUCGCCCAUAAGCUUUUACUUGAUCUCAAGGAUACAGAUGGUUUGCAGACUGCUUUGAAGCUUCGUCUGCUGCAUGCGUGGGGCUCUUACGGUUUGAAGAACCCUGCUCUUAUCUACAAUUACUGCACACUUUGGACUGAUGAGGAGGGUACUUUGAUCCAGGGGCUCGCUCCUGCUAGUCUUAUGCAGCAUUUUGCGCCUAUCCUGCAGCUUGGAGCUGUCUACAUGAUCAGCAACUUUACUGUCCAGCCACAGUCUCCGGUUUAUCGCCCCUGCUCUCAUCACCUUAGUAUUCUCCUCUCACCUAACACUAUGUUCGAAGAUCUUACGGCUGAAUCGCCUGAUUUCUGGGAUGAUUCGUUUGAAUUUGCUUCGUUUGCCUCUUUGCACUCACGAAUUCGAUCGUCUGUCAACCUUACAGAUGUUGUUGGCGUUGUUGUCAGCGUGACUGGUGUUUCCAACUCCGUUACUUCUUUUGGCGAAACUGUGCGUCGGGAAGUGGUUCUUCAGAAUGAAAGUCACAUGCUUCUUGAUAUUACUCUGUGGGGUGAAAUUGCUCGGUCUGUGGAUGGUGAGGAAUUGGCUCACAUUGGUCAUGCUGGAUCGGUGGUGCUUGGUGUUUGUGCCCUGCGGGUCACUGGCGCCACUAAGGGAGGUUUCUCUUUAUUCAGCACACCCGGAACACGCUGUGUGCUCGAACCAGUGUGUGAACAGACCCAUGUGCUCCAUUCUGCGUUCUUUGCUGGUACCAACACAGUUCAGUACUAUCCUCCUCGGUUUUCAACCCCAGGCGAAGCAAUUGCAUUCAAGGAAAGCUGUACGAAAAGUGUAUCGGAACUCCUUGAACUUUGCAGCCCAACGGUCGGUGAUGCUACGCGCUAUCAUUGUGCUGAUGAAAUCAUAUCCAUAGAGUCUGAGCGUCCGUGGUACUACUUAGGGUGCUCAUCGUGUUCCAAGGCUGCUAAACCUUAUGAAAUGCCUGACUAUUGGUGCGAAGACCAUCGUCGUAUACCACCUGAACAAACACAGAAUUGCUAUAAAGUUCGCAUGAUUGUGGAGGAUACUACUGCUACUGGUACCUUUGUUCUGCUUGGUAAAUCGCAUGAUGCUCUUUUGGGGGGCUCGGCUCCUGAACUUUCUGCACGCUUUCCUCACCAACGUGGCCAUCUGCCACCUGAACUUUUGGCUCUUGAAGGGAGGCGGUUUGUCUUUGAUGUCCAGCUUCCAAAACCAAUGUAUUUCGGACGGGGCCCGCCUGAAUUUACAGUCCUCUCUGUCGUAGAACAGAAUCAGCCUCCAGUGCCUCGCCCUUAGCAACGUCUGACACCGAGUGCAUCUGUUUCGACAACCCCACCUCGGUCCGUCAAUACUGUUUCCACUUCCCAUUCCUCGCCCAGCCAUGCACUGUCUCCUCCACUUGCACCACAACGGCCAUUGCCCGCCUCACCUUCCGUUGCUUCUGCAAGCGGAUCUGUCUCUGGGUUUGCAUCACCGGUGCAUGGGCCAAGAACAAGAAAUGUUAUGUUAGCUCCUUCUCCGUCACAUGCAACGUAUUCCAACAUUUCCUAUGCAAGGCCAAGAGAUGCGUUUGUGCCUUGUCCUCCUGCUUCACAGUCCCCAGAUAGGCCUACUGGAGUUUCGCAGACUCCUGUCUGCUCAACAAAGAGCGAUCGAAAGCGCUCAAGAAAAACAACUCCGCGCAAAGCUGAAGCUAAAUCAAGGCCUGAUGAAGUUUCGCAAGCUCCUGUCUGCUCACCAAAGAGCGAUCGGAAGCGGUCAAGGAAAACAACUCCACGCAAAGCCGAGCCUAAAUCAAGAGAGCGUUGUCAUUCGUCAGAAUCCGAUGAGGUCCAUCCAUUUCAUGCUGUUCGGAAGACUGCAAACCGUCCUGCCUGUUCGAGGGACAUUGAAUUUAGCCCCGUUCAAUAAGAAAGCUCGCCGAACCGGGCUCAUUCGAUUAGACGCCGACGGUUGGUUACUCAUUCAGGUCCAGUUGGUGCUCCUGCUGGUCCUGAUGUCAACAUUGACGACACUGGUGAACUGGAUGAUCCAGUUUCGGAUCAGGAUGGAUCGCCAGGUCAUGAGAAUUUUGUCUCUGCUUCGCUUGAUGAACCUCAUCUUGAUGCUUUGGAUACCCAGCCUUCCAUUACCGAAGCUUCCACUCCAUCCAGAGCACAGCGUGUUCGCACACCGUCGCGCAAGGCCAUUGAGUCAUCGGCGCAGGAAUCUGACAAAAAAAAUAACACCCCAAAGUCUUCGCGCAAGGAACGUGCCAAGAAGCAGCUUUUCACCAAUUAGCCUUCGCUUUCGUCGUUCGAUGUUACCCACCUUCUGCUACUUAAAUUGUACCUGAUUCCUGGAAUACUUUAGCUGCCUUGCUUGAAUGCUGGUUCUUCAUUUUGGUUUUGCGCUGGUCUCUGCUACUGUUGUACCUGCUUUUGCUGUCCCUUACUUUGUGGAAAGCCUGACAAGGUUUUCUAACUGACUCAUCUUGUGCCUGACCAGGGAUUAUGCCGCCGUUUAUGUUAUGUCAUGGACAUGCUUGACUGUCAAUGUUAUGGAGAUUUCUUUCGUUUA
Messenger RNA from Linum tenue, 2709 nucleotides. NCBI's taxonomy places the organism in Eukaryota, Viridiplantae, Streptophyta, Magnoliopsida, Malpighiales, Linaceae. The record is from the annotation of a GenBank genome assembly.